This is a messenger RNA of Anisakis simplex (herring worm), 606 nucleotides long. The record is from the annotation of a GenBank genome assembly. Lineage: Eukaryota; Metazoa; Nematoda; Chromadorea; Rhabditida; Anisakidae.
AUGGGAUUAGCUUUGUGUUAUCAAAUCGACCGAUUCGCACAACAUACGUUCAGUCAAUGCUCACAGUUGCGACUUCUCGAUUUGAGGCGAAAUCCGCUUAAAGCGCUUCCAUAUCGCGGACUGCAAAUGACCACCAAACUGAAAUGGCUUCGAUUGUCCGAAACACAAAUUGAUGUUCUAUCAGCUGACCAUCUGAUUGGACUGACUUCAUUAAGAACUUUAUCAUUAAGUGAUACUCCAUCAUUGAAAUCCAUUGAAUCGUUCGCAUUUCUACCUCUGAAAUCGUUGAGAACACUCGAAUUGGAUCGUUCAAAUCUGACGCAAAUACCGCUAGCUGUUACACAGUGCUGUCAUUUGAGCAGUUUGCAUUUAUCUGGCAACUUGUUUCAUCUGAAACAAUCAAUGCCUCCCGAGAUUGUUGGACUUCUUUCACGACUCACUUAUCUGGCGUUCGAUUGUAAUCCGCUUUCGGAAUAUCCCGUUGGAUUAUUUCUAAUUCCUUUCUCUAAUCAUGUUAGUUAUCGUUUCGUUUAUACACAUCCAUUUUACUCUCAACAACGCUCUGAUGCUCUCAAUAGAUACACAAAAGCUACUUUCAAUUGUUGA